GCCCCUGCUUUAGAAAAAAAAAAAAAAAAAAAAACAGAGAAGGAAAACUUCAGAGAAAUGGCGGAGGGUAGUACGACUCUCAAAGGCUUGCGAGCCCAAAUAGCUGCAGCUGCACAGGCACAAGCCGAGGAGCGGCGCAGCCUGGCAGGGAACAGUCCAGGACCUACCACCAACGUACCAGCUAAACCUCAGGGGUGUAGGCCAGUCAUUGACGGUGCUGCACUGAGAAUAGACGACCGACUGCGAGUGGCGAAAGAGAGACGAGAGGAAGCAGACAAACAACACGCUUUGCGAGAGUCUCAGAUCAUGGAAAGGGAGCGUAAGGCCAAGCUACAAGUAGAGCGUCAGAUGGAGGAGCGUCAGAAAAAAGUUGACGAACAGCGAAAAAAGGAGGAGCAGAAACGACUGGCUGUGGAGGAGAAGAGGAAGCAGAAACAGGAAGAGGAAAAGGAGCACUAUGAGGCGGUGAUGCGGCGGACAUUGGAGCGGAGUCAACGAGUGGAGCAGAGGCAGAAAAGAUGGUCCUGGGGAGGACUUUCCACAGACUCAGAUGGACGAACAGGAGACUCUGAUGCCAGCGCCUCAUCUCCCGUAACAGUAGUUAUUUCCCCUGCCUCACCAGAAAAGCCACCAAGGAGUCGACAAGUGGACAAACGCUCCACAUCCACCAUGAACCUGAAACAGCCGUCUGAGGCUGCAAUCAGCAGACGCCUAUCCUCCUCCUCUGCUACCCUCAUCAAAUCUCCCGACAAAAGUGUUAAGCAGAGGAGUUCGUCAUGUAACCGGUUGUCUAGCAAUGGCAAUGCUGCUCAGGCCAGUAAGGAAGACGGCAAAAAGCUUCAGGUGGAACAGACAGGCCAUUCCUUGAAGAAGAGAAGUUCCUCCCUUACACGAGUAAGUGUGGGCAGAGAAAAAACCCCUGCCAGGCCUGAUAAAGGGACAUCGGAUGAUCAAGCUCACAGGCCAACGGCCAGCACUGUGGACGGAGGGGUCCUUAGUCGCCUGCUCACCCCCACCCAGGCCUCACUAGCUAGGAGCAAGAGCGCCGCCGCCCUGUCAGCCGAAGGAAAAGAAACUCCAGAGUGUCACCUGUGUCCUCGCUCAGCCUCUGCCAGUUCCCUGAACCCAUCUCGUGGACCCGUUCGAAGCCGCAGCAUUGACCGGCAGAAGAGCGGCAUGACCACCUCUGUUUCUGCAGAUGGAGCCCUAGACCCCUCACUGAAGGACAAGCAGUUACCAUCACCUGGCAGGCAACGCCCCCCCUCCCCAUCUUCUACUCUGGUACGCAACCGUUCACCAUCUCCAGCUCCCAUUCCAGCCCCAAAGAGGACACCUUCUCCAUCAGCUGCCAAGCAAAAUUCCAAAACACGUCCACCCUCACCGGGUGCAAUGAAACAACGCCCGCCAUCCCCCCAGCCUGCAUCUAAACCACCACCUAUACAGAAACCAGCUCUCACUCCAACAGGACCCCCAACCCUGCGAAAGAGGGACUCUAAGUCCAAGGAUCUGUGUCCUGUCCCCGGUGUAGCUCUGCAGUCCCCUGACUCUAGCAAAUCCAAAGAGAAAGAUGCCUCUACAGGCACCAACUCAGCUGCUGAGGCGGCCAAGAUUCUGGCUGAGAACCGCAGACUGAUGAGAGAGCAGAAGGAGAAAGAGGAGCAGCUCAGGCUACAGAAGGAAGAAGAGGAAAAGUUAAGAAAGGAAGAGGAGGCACGUUUGGCGGAGGAGGCUCGACUGAAACGCCUGGAGGAGGAGGAGAAGCUCGCAGAGGUGAGAAAAAUUCAAGAAGAGGAAGACGCUCGCCUGGCAGAGGAGGACCGGGUGAGACUGGCAGAGGAGGAGGCCGUGAAACAGGCUGAGCUCCAAAAGGAACGUGAGGAGGCUGAGGCCAAAGCCCUGGAGGAGGCCGAGAGAGUCCGUCAGGAGAGAGACCGCAUCAUGCAGCAGAACCAGCAAGAACGAAUGGAGAGGAAGAAGAGAAUUGAAGAGAUAAUGAAGAGGACAAGAAAAGGGGAACAAAAUGACUUGAGGAGAGAAGACGAUGAUGACGAUAAAUGUUCACAGGAGGAUGGAGAUGAGGGAAUGGACCAGAUCAACUCUGACACCCUGAGCCAGUCAGAUGACAUCCCACUGGAGGAAGAUACAGAAGAGUGUGGUCUGUCCUGUGGAGACCUGGGGAACCAACGAGAGGAGCCCCUGGGCAGUGUGAAUGGGAAACCAGAGACAGACGACAAGGAGAAUAACAACGGCAUGAGCACAGAUGAGACUCAGGCUGUAAGUCCGAUCCCUAAGAGUCGCCUCGUUGAAGGCUCGGAGUUCUUGAAUGAGCAGGACUCUGCCAAGGUGGUGUCAGGUGUUAAUGGUAAAUCUACCCAGUGGAGCUUUGAGGAGCUCAAUGAUCUGAACGUCCACUCCAAGACCCGGCCCAUAAUGGAGGCUGAGGACAGUAACCAGGUCUUGAUCAACUGUGAUGGGAGCUCAGAAGGGCCAAGGGUAGCCUUAGAGGACAAGGGAACCCCGGUCAACAACCUGCAUUCCUCUAGUCAACCCUUAGAAACCAUGUCAGAGAUUUGAUGCUACAGACGUCUCUGAGAAGCCUCUUUCUGUUGCACUCGUGAAGUUCCUGUCCAGCUGAGCUCCUUUACAAAAAUAUCCUCCACAAGUUCCAGACAGCUUCUUCCUCUCUCUUCUCUUCUGCCAGAGGGAGGAGUACAAGGUGAAGCAGAACUACCACCCCAAGUGCUACAUUUGCACCCUGAAUGAUGAGCAAACAGAUAUAUAAAUAUUAUACGUACUGGUAUAUAAAGGUUAUGCUUCAGGGAAAUUCCAUAUAUUCCUUCAGUGUUCUUGCUUAAAUUUUCCUUCCCCUCCGUGUUUGUUCUUUCCAGAUGUUUUUUUUUUUUUCUUCUAUGUUGUGUCCAAUUUUGACGAUGUUUUAUAAGAGUUUUGUCUCGUGAGGGGUGCAUUGUUGUAAUUUAUUAAUUUUUGGCUUCUUUACCGUAAUUAUUGUUCUAUGUUUAGUCUUUUCUUUUUUUUUCUCUUGUAUGAAAAUAUUCUAUGACUCUUGUACAUUAGGCUGUGUGAAUUGAAUAUAUGUUAAUAUUGUGAGUUGAAGGAAGGAGAGUUAAUGCAUUCUGUUUGAUAUCUAAAUUUACUUGACUGGCUGCUUUUUGCAGCAUCCAGCAAUAUGGCCUUACUACUAUUUCCCAACUUCUAAUUUCUAAUGUGAAUUUGCUUGUGCUGAGGUCGACACAUUGACAGUUAAUCAGUGAUAUGUCAUGCACAUGCACUUGGGGGUGAAUUCUGUAUUUAUACUUCACUUCAAUUCCCAGGGUUGUGUCCUUCAGCCGGAUAUUUUUGAUGAAAGCACACGUCUUGUCUCCCAGCUUUCCUCACCAUGUGUUCCCUUUUUGGCUAAUAGAGGGCUUCGGGAAGCACAGCUCCAGCUGUUACAUUUAGAGAUGACAAAUGUUGAGAUUCAUGAAUACACAGUAGUUUAAUUUACAUGUUCCAAUAGAGUUAAAAAGUUUGAUAUUUGCUCAUGGUCCAUUUAGUUUACUUUUCUUUUUUAUAUAUGUACAUAGAAUUCAUGUUUACUAACAUUUUUGCAAUUUAAAUCAGAUUCAGAGUUUCAUUAGUUUAAGCCCAAGUGAUGACAGUUGGACCGAACAGCUGUUUGAACAUCUGUAACUGUAACAAGCUCACUUAAUAUACAGAUGAAGCCCAAUAGUUUCCUGUAUGCAUUUAUAACCAAACUUAACUUGAAUGUUCGGCUGUUCUGUCUCAAGUUCACCUUUCCUGAACUGAAAGUAAGGUUUACAUUUAUCUGGUCUUAAUUGAGCUUCAUCAACACAUCAACACACACACACACACACACACACACACACACACACCUUUCCUUUCACAGUUCGGUCUGCAAGACUACUUCAGUAAUUCAAAUGAUUUCCCUCAUCUUUCCAACAGAAUAGCUGCUACAUCUGACAAAUUGCAUUUCAAAUAUUUUUACAAGAUACAAUUUGGCUGUUUGUUUAUAUAAGGAAAUACAUUUCUACAUAUAUUUAAGUGUUAUUGUGUAUAGAAUCAGUAUUAGGCAAACAAAGCCAUGUUUAGGAGGGAGUGGCUUCAGGAUGUGGAUUAUUGAAGUCUCUAUGUGUAUGUGACUAUGCUAUAAGUUAGGUUUCUGUUUGACUCGAACCCUGUGGCAGCCUGGAAACCCAGAGUUCACAUCCCCCCCCCUCCCUCCCUUUUGUGUUUCUUUGUUUUCAAGUUUAUGGUCUUUUAGCUUAACAUGCACAAACCGUAGUUCUGAUCAUCACAGGGACUUCACAGGUUUUGGUAGAGUUGUUGCAGCCCUUAGCAACACAUCUGACAGGAUACACUGCAAGUCAUGGCUGUGCCUCUUCAUGAUGCUUUUAAUGUCAUCAACAGAUGUUUUACAUUAUGUCUGAGGAUAUGUAGAUGUUGGAUAGUAAUGGUAGGCAAAUCAGCUCAGGUCGCAACUUUUAUACUUUGAAAGAUGAGCCAGGGCCCAUUGUAUACAAAAAAGACAUGGGUCAGACUUGUUUUCCAUUUCAGUUCAGGGUAUGUCGUGGAUUUUGUUAGUUUGUCUAAUUUUGCUUUUGCUCUAACAGUAAAAGCAUGAGGUUUGGGGACCUUGAAUUUUGCCUUGUUCUCCGCUGGCUUUCAGACCCUCUUUCUAACAAAAAUCCUCUUGUAAAUAAAAACUAGGGGCUUUAGGUGUUAGCUGUGAUUAAUAAGCUCAAUGAAUGUAACGCCAGACUACAGAGUCCGUCCCUCAUCACUUACCCUGUGUCUAGAAGCUACCCCCCCCGCCCCCCGCUUUAAGCUUUCUCACAUUAUUCAUCUAGAAAGAAGAGACUCAUUGCACUGCCCCAUAUUACUCACUAUAUUUAAAGACUGGUUACCAAGUGUAGCUUUACUGUACAGACUCAAAGAAGAGUGGUGUGAUGUUCUCAAUGGAAAAAAAAAAAGUUGCAAUUAUACGCAGAAACCCCCCCCCCCCCCCCCAAAAAAAAAAAAACCUUCCCUCCUUAUCCUCUCCUCCACCUGUUGAAGGGGACUGUUGUAGCUGCUGCUUAAACCGAUACUGUAUCUAUUCCAGGUCCUGCUGCAUCUUAGAGGGCUACAAGACAGAGCUCACUGUCCUCAAUGUUGUCUUUAACAAUAGGAUAGACCGGUGCCUUAGAUUGAGAUUUAGUAUUUUUAUGUAUCACAGUUAACUGAGAAAGCUUGUCCUUACCUCAGCCUCGACAAUCAGCCCACCCGACCUGAGGGGGCUUUGUGAAUACAAAUAUUUUCUCUGGAAGAUUUACUAAACCUUAUAACCCCCUGUCUGCUAAUUCGAUGUGUACUGUACAUAUAUCUAAAGUGUACUGAGAUGAGACAACCCGUCAAAAAAAAUAAAGUCUUGCUAAAAUA
Labrus bergylta (ballan wrasse) is the source of this 5439-nucleotide messenger RNA. RefSeq names its product MAP7 domain containing 3 (gene map7d3). Gene Ontology annotation, biological process: microtubule cytoskeleton organization. Lineage: Eukaryota; Metazoa; Chordata; Actinopteri; Labriformes; Labridae. Gene Ontology annotation, cellular component: microtubule cytoskeleton. The record is from RefSeq and is a predicted model, not a curated record.